ACAUUUAAAGGUGUCCCUAUACCCAAGACAGUACUUUUUUCGGCCGUUACAAUAACGUAUGUGUGUAUUUUCUCAGGCAUAUUACAUUGCAAGGAAAUGUUUUGUCGGCAUGAAAGAAAAGAAGAGAUUCCGGAAUUCUUCGAGUUUCUGUCGACUUCCAUUUCGAUUUUUCUUUUAAUAGUUACAAAUACGCGAUUUAGUAAACAACAGCAAAGUUGGACGGAGUAGCUAUUGAGGUAGAAUGAUGUGACUGACGAGGAAUUAAAAUGAAGAUUUUGACCGCAGCGCUUGCCCUGUGUGUCUUUAUCACUGAUUGUUUCUUGUCACAGCCUCCCGGUGGUGAUGCCGAGUCCUGCCGUUGCCCCGAUUAUCUGUUCUCCUGCAGUAACUGUGUAUGUAUUCCCCAUCGAUGGGUUUGUGACAAAGACAAUGACUGUGGCAAUAACAGGGACGAGGAUUCGUGUGGACCCUCAUGCCCAGAUGAGUAUUUCACGUGCCAAAACCAUCGAUGCGUAAAGAGAGAGUGGUUAUGUGAUGGUGAUAAUGAUUGCUCAGACAACAGUGAUGAACUCAACUGUGGUACACCUAGUCUCCAAAAUUGUACAACCCAAGAGUUUCAGUGCAACAAUGGCAAGUGCAUUUCAAAGGAGUGGAAGUGUGAUCAUUUUGAUGACUGUGGGGACAAGUCAGAUGAAAUCUGUGACUUUUCAACAACCUGUGGACCCGACCAGUUUCGUUGUGGAGAUGGGAUGUGUAUCCACAUAGGCUGGCAGUGUGACAAAGACGUGGACUGUCCUUCAGGAGAGGACGAACAAGACUGUCAUGAAGACCAGUUGUUUUGCAGCAGACAUGAAUUUCAGUGCUUACAUUCCAAACAGUGUAUUCCAAUGAAGUUGCGGUGCGAUUUGAAGAAUGACUGUGGAAACUGGGAGGAUGAGAUAGACUGUGAUGAUUUACAGCAACAGUGUGGCUCUAGUGAGGUGGCUUGUCAGAAUGGCAGUUGUAUUGACAAGGAUUGGGUGUGCGAUGGGGAUAUAGAUUGUGAGGACAAAUCAGAUGAGAGUAACUGCACUCUACCAUUAUGCAACAGUAACCAAUUCAAAUGUGACACUGGGUCUUGUGUAACAAACACAAUGGCAUGUGAUGGGAAUUAUGACUGUUCAGACAACAGUGAUGAAAGAGGCUGCACUUAUAAUGACACCAAGUGUACGGGUCAGGCCUCCUAUCAGUGCAAAAAUGGCAAAUGUAUCAGCAUACAGAAAGAGUGCAAUAAUGUGGACGACUGUGGCGAUGGCUCAGACGAGACUGAGUGUGUUGAAGAUGAAGUGUUGGUUUUUGCUCGGAGACAGUCUCUCCAGGUGAUGUCCCUUUCCAGCUUUGAAUACCAUACUAUUCCUGUACAGGGCAUUAAACACUCUAUUGCGGUAGACUUUGAUCCUGUAGAAAAACAGAUAUACUGGUCUGAUAAUGAACAAAGUGCCAUCAGUCGAGCCUACCUUGAUGGUUCAGGACAAAAAAGUGUAAGCACUGAAAUUAUGCACCCAGAUGGAAUAGCAGUGGACACCGUGAAUCGUAAGCUGUACUGGACAGACACAGGGAAGGACUUGAUAGAAAUGUCGGAGUUAGAUGGGACCCAGAGGAAAGCGAUAGUCACAACCCAUUUAGAGGAGCCCAGAGAUAUUGCUGUAGACCCUAAGAACAAGAAAAUUUAUUGGUCAGACUGGGGUAAAGUUGCUAAAAUAGAAAAAGCCAACUUGGAUGGCUCAGAAAGAGUGACCCUGGUGAACACUUCUCUUGGCUGGCCGAACGGAAUAGCAGUAGAUAUAGAGAGUCAAAGGAUUUACUGGGGGGACGCAGAGUUUAACCGGAUCGAGACAGCCAAUGUGGACGGUUCUAACAGAAGUAUUUUGAUGAGCACCGAUGUGCCACACAUAUUUGGACUUAGUCUCCUAGGGAAUUACAUAUACUGGACUGAUUGGCAGAAACGAAUGAUUGAGAGAGUCAACAAAAAUUUCAAGUUUGAUCGUGAGAUCCUGCUGACCAGUAUAGAAGACUUAAUGGACCUCAAAGCAUUCACAAUAAAAAGGAAGAAACGACCAUGUAAGUCGACCCAGUUUAUGUGCCAAUCUGGCCAGUGUAUUGAUAAGAACCAGCGAUGUGAUGGGGUGAUGCAGUGUUUAGACUACACAGAUGAGGCAGGCUGCAGGUACACUGAGGUCAAUGUCUGUGGUGUCGAUCAGUUCCAGUGCUCUAAUGGCCGAUGUAUUGGAAACCAGAAGAAAUGCAAUGAUGAGGAUGACUGUGGAGACCAAUCAGAUGAGAAGAGAUGUAACAUACUUGGAGAAUCCUCCUGUAGCUUUGGAAAUGGGGGGUGUGAUCACAUAUGUGAGAUUAAGCAGACAGCAGUUCACUGUUCAUGUCAUCAUGGAUACCGGUUGCUAGGAGAUUGGAAAACAUGUCAGGAUAUUGAUGAGUGUCUGUGGGAGGGAACAUGUAGUCAGCAGUGUACCAACACUCCGGGGUCAUACAACUGUUCCUGUGUCCCAGGAUACAAGUUAAAGUCGGACAGCAGGAGCUGCAAGGCUGAGGGUGGAAGAGCUUACCUGAUAUAUGCCAACAGGGUGGACAUUCGGAGAGUACUGACUGACAAUGCUGAACAUGACUCCAUCCUUCAGGGUCUACAAAAUGCUAUCGCUCUGGAUUUCCACCUCAGGGAGGGCUAUGUGUACUGGUCUGAUGUGGCUCUGGACAAAAUUAUGAGAGCUUUUCUGAAUGGUACAAAGCCAGAAGCUGUUGUGGAAUAUGGUCUGGAAAGUCCAGGGGGUUUAGCAUUAGACUGGAUCCACAACAAGCUGUUUUGGACUGAUUCUGGAAUGUCUGUUAUUGAAGUAAUGGAUUUGGGUACUGAUAAGUACCGCAAAGUACUUAUUUGGGAUGACAUACGAAAGCCCAGAGCCAUUGUUGCUUAUCCCAGGCUUGGAAUGAUAUUUUGGACUGACUGGGGAAACUUACCAAAGAUUGAGAGGAGUUACAUGGAUGGAAGUGGACGGUCAGUUAUAGCAAAUACCUCUCUGUUCUGGCCAAAUGGACUGACUCUGGACUACACCACACAGAAGCUGUACUGGGCUGAUGCCAAGCACCAUGUCAUAGAGUGUGCCAACUUAGACGGCUCUUCUAGAAGAACUGUGAUAAACUCAGGCUUGCCCCACCCCUUUGCACUGACACUAUUUGAGGAUGAGCUGUAUUGGACAGACUGGCACACCAAGAGCAUAAACAAAGCUAACAAGUUCACAGGAAAUGAUGUCGAAAUGGUCCGCAACAGACUUCAUUUUCCCAUGGACAUACACAGCUUUCAUCCUCAAAGACAACCAGAUUCUCCUAACAGAUGUGGCCAUAAUAAUGGUGGAUGCAGUCACUUGUGUUUACCAAGUAUUGUGGGUUUUACUUGUUCUUGUCCAUCAGGUCAACACCUGUUAGCCAACAGACGCAACUGUACCAAUGACAUGGCCACAUUUUUACUGUUCUCUACAUCCACGGAACUUCGCAGAAUCAACAUGGACCCUGCGAUAGGGGUUGACCGCUCCGACUCUAUUAUUCCCUUGACAAACGUUGACCAUGUGAUUGGGCUGGACUUUGAUUCUGAGGAAGACUUCGUUUACUUCACAGAUACGAGUCGCAAGACCAUCAGCCGUGCUAAAUGGGAUGGCACCGCAGAGAAAGUGUUGGUGGACACUCGGUUAAUAGUCCCAGCAGGCAUUGCUGUUGACUGGAUGGGGAGGAAGCUCUAUUGGACAGAUGCUGAACUGGAUGUAAUUGAGGUGGCUAACUUGAAUGGCAGUGUACGCACCAUCCUGGUUUGGCAGGGAAUGGACCAACCCAGGGACAUCAUUGUGGACCCAGAAACAGGGUUGAUGUUUUGGACUGACUGGGGUAAACAUCCUAAGAUUGAGAAAAUAGGGAUGGAUGGAAAGGGAAGACGAGUGAUAGUAAACUCGGAUUUAAAGUGGCCCAAUGGUUUAGCACUUGACAUGGACACUGAGACACUGUACUGGACAGAUGCUGGAACCAGUAUGAUAGAGUGCUCCAAUGUAAACGGUGGAGACCGAAAGGUGAUAAUCUCAGUGGGUGUACAGCGACCCUUUGGACUAACUGUGUACAAGGACAAGUUGUACUGGACAGAUCGUCAAGAUAAAGGGCUCCACUCAGCACACAAAACUAAUGGCUCACACAUGGAGACACUGAAAUCAAACUAUGCUGAUAUCUGGGAUGUAAGGAUGUUCCAUAGGAACAGACCACAAGUUCACUCGGAAUGUAAUUCCAACAAUGGUGGCUGUAGUCAUUUGUGUCUGAUGGCUCCAUUACCCCGAGGACACUCCUGCGCUUGUCCCACUGGGAUUCUGUUGAGGAAGGAUAAUAGAACGUGCAAUACUGAUAUGACCAAUUUCCUGAUAUUUGCACGUAGAUCUGAUAUCAGAAAAGUCUCGCUUGAUGUUGAAUAUUUUGCUGACGUAGUGAUGCCUGUUCGACAGCUGAGGAAUGUCAUUGCUCUAGAUGUGGAUAUUAUCAGUAGAAAGGUCUACUGGACAGACACAGUGUUAGAUAAGAUUAUGAGAUCUGACUUGGAUGGAUCCCAAGAAGAGGAAAUCAUUAGAAAUGGCCUUGAUACACCAGAUGGACUGGCAGUUGAUGCUGUGGGUCAGAAGAUCUACUGGACAGACACUGGAUUGAACCGUAUUGAGGUGGCGAAUGUGGACGGAAGCAUGAGAAAAGUGUUGUUCUGGGAGAAUCUGGACAAGCCCAGAGCUAUUGUACUUGUGUAUGAGUUGGGGUACAUAUUUUUUACUGACUGGGGAAGGAACCCUCGAAUUGAGAGGGCCUGGAUGGAUGGACAGAACAGAAAAGUUUUGAUUGACCAUGACUUGGGCUGGCCAAAUGGACUUGUGAUUGAUAUGCCUACGAAUAGAAUGAUCUGGGCAGAUGCCAGAUUGGAGAUGAUAGGAUGUGCAGACUUGGAUGGCGGUAACAGAAUGACAUUGGUGGAGGGGGUCAAACAUCCAUAUGGCUUGACUGUGUUUGGAAAUGACAUAUACUGGACGGAUUGGCAAAAAAUGUCAAUCCAAAGAGCAGACAAGUUCACUGGCAAUAAUAUGGCCACGCUCCGAUACAACUUGUCGGGGCUUAUGGACAUACAUGCCAUACAGCUAGACUUAAAAGGUUUAGAAAAACUGAACAAGUGUCAGAAGAGAAAUGGUGGCUGUAGUCACCUGUGCCUUCCUAAUCCUGGUGGUUAUUCGUGUGUGUGUCCCACAGGUCUGAAACUAUCAAAGGAUAGCAAGCAGUGUCGCCAAGUUCCAGAGAAGUUUCUCUUGUUUGCCAGUAGAGGAAGUGUCCGUCGGAUUUCUAUGGAUACAAAUGAUACAAUCGAUGUCUUCUUACCAUUGAAAGAUCUGCACAAUGUCAUUGCUUUAGAUUAUGAUUACAAAGAGGAGAAGAUCUACUACACAGAUGUUCAUCAAGAUGUCAUCAAACGGGCCAAUUUCAAUGGGAGCCAGUCCGAGGUGAUUGUCGCCUCCAAUCUGAAGACUACAGAUGGUCUGGCUGUGGAUUGGAUAGGUAGAAAUCUGUACUGGACAGACACAGGUCAUGAUAAGAUAGAAGUUGCCUGGCUGGAUGGUAGAAACAGAAAAACACUCGUAAAUGAAAAUCUGGAUGAACCACGAGCAAUAACUCUGCAUCCUAACAAAGGGUGGAUGUUCUGGACAGACUGGGGAAACAAACCAAAGAUCGAGAAAGCCUUUAUGGAUGGUACUAAUCGAAAUGUCAUAGUUGAUACUGGUCUAGGAUUUCCCAAUGGCCUCUCCAUUGAUUAUGACAUGCAGAGAUUAUACUGGGUGGAUGCCAAAUUAGAUAGAAUCGAGACUUCUGAUUUUAAUGGUGACCACAGGGUUGUGUUAAUCAAUGAUGUCAUUCAUCCUUUUGGAUUAGCUGUGUAUGACACGUACAUCUAUUGGACGGACUGGCAGACAGAGCAGAUAGAAAGAGCCAGUAAAAGGACUGGGUUAGACAGGACAGUCAUCUUAAAGAACUUGGUUGGACUGAUGGACAUAGAAUUUGUGGCCCCUGACAGACAGAAUGUUAUUUUAGGUAACAGCGGAUGUGGUGGUUGUUCUCACUUGUGUUUGACCACACCAAAUGGAUUUCAGUGUGCUUGUCCUGACAAAGCUGACCAUAAAAGACCAUGUGUCUCGGCGCACAAUAAAGAGGUGUCCUCUGACAAGAAUUCCGGUUUUGUUAAUUCGGAAGGCUGCAGUGCUGAGGACUCUGCACGUGGUUUGUGUGGCACCCCCUCUCCUGUUUUUCCUAACACUGAAGAACAUGCAGACAUCAAAAGAGCAAUGAUAGCUUUGGGAAUAGGAAUUCUGGUUCUUGUCAUAUUGAUUAUCAUUGUAGUCUUCAGAUUUAAACACAGGAGAAAAAGACAAACAUACAGAGUUGAGAAUGAUGAAUUGUCGUCCUUGACCUUUGCAAAUCCCACUUACCAGAAAACUAGUACAGAGACUAUCAACUUGGAUAAGAACUCAUUAUCUGGGUCACAGGAAUGGAAAAUAUUUAAAUUCAACAAAAAGAAGGAGAAAGUGUCCUUCCUGUUGCCAACAAGAGACAAAGCUGUGAAUAACUCCGAGAGAGCAAUCUUAGUCACUCAGGCUGACACCCACGCAGUAUGUCAUUCGCAACACUGUUCUGACAGAGUUGUGAACAAAAACAUUUUUAAACCAAAGAAUUCUAAAGAUCUGAACUCCAGACACUCUGUGCCCUACAAACAGGUGGAUACAUAGCACUUGUAUUCCAUGUUUACGUGUAAACUGCCAUUGUGUUUAUAUCAUGAACAAAUCAAGUCUUUUUUGGCAUCAUAGAGCAUCAUAAUUAUAAACUCCAGCCUAACUGAACAGGCACUGCCAGAUGCAUGGUCACUAGGUGUGAUUCACAUGUUAACAGGCACUGCCAGAUGCAUGGUCACUAGAUGUGAUUCACAUGUUAACACACAGUUGUUCCCAGACAUCGUUUCACACAUCGUUUCACUUCAUGACACUGUCCAUUUAUCCAGUGACGAAAGUCCCACUGUGAGUUUAUGUCUGACCGGCUACAGUCCACAUUAACUGACCCGUCACUGGGAAAUGUGCAAGUAUAGUUAUAUUCUUUUGUGAUCCAUAUUUGGUGCUAUAUACAUAUAUAUAUUGAACUAGUGUACAUGUUGACAGUGUAAAUUUCUUGGAUAUUCAAUGCUGUGUUGUUAGAUGUAGAAAAUGAUUUUAUGAGUGAGAAGGAUUUUUUUUUUUACAAGUGUGAAGCAUUAGUAAAAAUAUCUCAAAGAUCCUUUCUCACAAGUGAAAUAAAUUCUACAACAUCAAUUUUUCUGUUUAUCACAUUUUCUUUGGUUUUUCCUUUACCACAUUUAGCUGUCUCUGAUAAAUACAUUGAUGUUCAAAAUUAUAUGGUGUAGAAAUUAUAACACUUUAAGAAAGAUGUAAAAGAUAUAGAAAUUAAUACAUUUGAACAAUAGUCAAUAUGACAACUUAAAUUCAAUAUUAUUUUGGUUAUUGAAACAUGAAAAAUUUGAUUUGAACAUAUUUUAUUGACAAAUUUAAUUUUUAUAUCAAAAAUUAAUGUGAUCAUUUAUAUUGCAAAUGAAUAUUCAUUCUAGCAGUUCGCUAGUUGUGGUUGUUUUCUUCAGACUGUGAAGUUAUUGCUUUUGUUGUUUUUACAGGGUAAAAAUAUCAAUUUUUAAUUAAUAGAUAAAUAACAGUAUCUUGCUGUUGAAAAAAUAUAAUAAAUGUACAUAUACCCACAAGGCAUUAUAUUGAAAGUAUUUCGUGACCUUUUUGUGUUAGGUUCAGUUUUGUUUUUAUAUACAAGCAGCUUUUAUACAUGUACAUGAUAAUUUACAGCUCUAACUUUUAUGCAUAUUUUGAUACAUAAAUGUUUGGUUUUUUUUAUAACACUAACAAUGUCAGUGAGUUGUGUACUUGUACAGACUCUCAUUUACCUUGUUACAUAUUACAAUACUGUAGAUUUACAUUUUCUCCUUUUUUAAUAAAAUACAUAUAAUCAAUUCAA
Molecule: messenger RNA, 8115 nt
Organism: Ostrea edulis (European flat oyster)
Lineage: Eukaryota; Metazoa; Mollusca; Bivalvia; Ostreida; Ostreidae
Product: low-density lipoprotein receptor-related protein 4-like
Exons: 44
Coding region: 267-6836 (2189 amino acids)
Molecular function (GO): protein binding; calcium ion binding
Source: RefSeq, a predicted model, not a curated record